Beta vulgaris subsp. vulgaris (sugar beet) is the source of this 1205-nucleotide messenger RNA. RefSeq lists its product as hypothetical. Gene Ontology annotation, molecular function: protein binding. Bases 1 to 1113 code for a protein of 370 amino acids. The record is from RefSeq and is a predicted model, not a curated record. The transcript has 5 exons. Lineage: Eukaryota; Viridiplantae; Streptophyta; Magnoliopsida; Caryophyllales; Amaranthaceae.
AUGGCCACAAGCAACAGUUGCGGGUACUCCCAGGCUCAGCUAUACCACUAUCAUUGCCGUUACCAUCAUGUCAAUCUCAGUCACUCUCUACUUUUCAAAACUAAGCCAUUUAUAUCAUCUGCUGCUGCUACUACUACUUGUAGUAGUGCAAUUACAACGGAUAAUGGAUCAUCACUCCAUACACAAUCGCCAUUAUUGCCGUCUGCAUCCCGUGUAUUGGUUAAAAACUACCACUGCUGCAGGAGCAAUAGCAGUAUCAAUUCCAACAGCUAUAAGUACAGCAGGUUCGUAGUCAAAGCCACUCAAACCAAUUCGUCAUCCUCAGGCAGCGAACAAGAAGAAGAACAAGAAGAUGAGUAUGAAGAGUAUGAGGUGGAAAUAGAGCAGCCUUUUGGAUUGAAAUUCGCCAAAGGUAGAGACGGAGCUACCUAUAUAGACGCCAUCGCCCCUGGCUUCUCUGCGGAUAAAACAGGCAAGUUCAGUGUAGGGGACAAAGUCAUCGCCACCAGUGCAGUGUUUGGCACUGAAAUCUGGCCGGCUGCCGAGUAUGGAAGAACUAUGUACACCAUCCGUCAGAGGAUAGGCCCUCUUUACAUGAAAAUGGAGAAACGCUUUGGUAAGCUUGAUUUUUCUGGUGAGAUGACAGAGAAGGAGAUUAUCCGUGCAGAAAGGAACGCUGGUUUUAUCAGCAACCGUGUCAGAGAGAUUCAACUCCAAAAUUACCAGAGGAAGAUGGAGCAGAAAGAUCGUAGGGAAAAAGACCUCCGUGAAGGCCUCCAACUUUACAAGAACGGGAAAUAUGAGGAAGCACGCGAGAAGUUUGAAUCUGUUUUAGGAUCUGGACCUACUCCAGAUGAAGCGUCAGUGGCAAGUUACAAUGUUGCUUGUUGUUAUUCUAACCUUAAUCAGAUACAAGCUGGUCUAUCUGCACUUGAAGAUGCUCUGGAAUCAGGAUAUGAAGAUUUCAAGAGAAUUGGGACUGAUCCAGAUCUGGCAAACCUCAGGACAACCGAUGAGUUUGAAACCUUAAUGAAAAGGUUCGAUGAAUCAUUCAUCAACGAGAAUGCAAUCAAUGCCAUUAAAUCUCUCUUUGGAAUAUUUAACAAGAAGUAGAACAACCAUUUAAAGCAAUACUUUUCAAUGCAGCUAUUAGGCUUGCACUGUUUGAUCAAACAUGUUCCAUAUACAAAAGUUAUUUUCCUCCC